AGCAGGUCGCGAAAUUUUUUCCUGUGUGUCGUCUCUCACAAAUCAAAUUCCAAUUAAAAAAGAAGCAAAAAAAAACUAAUUUAUAAUUCAUUAUAAAAGAAAAAACCAAUCAAUAUUAAAUUAAGUGUAUUUUAAUAAAAAUUUAUAAAUCUAUUUGAGUGUUUUUUCUGUGAAUGAAAUUACAAAAAAAAGAAAAGGAAAAAAAAUUCCAAUCCAGUGCCAGUGCCCGUGAAAACGAAGAAGAAAAUUUUUUGUGUAUGUGCACCAGAUCUAGGAGAGUUACAAGGAAGCUGACUGGGCUACUCUAAAACUCUGAAACUUGAAUUCAGACAACAAACUUGCAUCUAUAAAUUAAAAAAAAGUCUUUGUCGUCGUUGUUGUCUCUUAAAAUUAUAGUGGAAAUAGUAUUCUUUAUUAUUUUUUCCCUUUUCCGACCGACACAAAUGAGAAACACGAUAAAAAGAAUGUAAGUUCGAUAGACUCGCACCUGAAGCAUUCAACAACAACAACAAGUAAUAAAUCGUGAGUGACUAUGCCUUCACUUCCAAUCUACUCCAAUGAUGACGAGCAAAAUUUAUGUAAAUUUGCAUAAAUCGUAGUGUUAGCACAUUGACCUAUUUCCUGGCAAAUCGCGAUGCAGAAAUAAUGUUAACCUAACAUACAUACCAACUGUGAUUCAGAAAUAGUCAGAUUUUGCAACACUCAAAACUCGUAUCUACGUGCAUUGGAUAAUCACAUCAAAUAAGAACGAAAUUUCAACAAAAUAAAACAAAAAACCAGAUAUUCUCAAAACCAUUAAAUUCACAAUCUGAGAAAAAACAUCAACAAAUCAUUGUCAUUGUGGAGAAACUCAAUGACCAGCAUCGGCAAAACUAAAUUGGACAUUUUUAAUGAGAAGAAAAAUGUCGAAUGCAGAUACAAAUCUAACAAUAAUCAUCAAAUUUUGUGACUAAUCGUUUCUUUGGUUGUUUGGUAGUUUGUCUAGCCAAGAAACUGAAUUUAAAUAUUUUUUUUUUAUUUCGUUAGUUGUAUUUUUGCACAAUUAUUGUUUUAGUUCAACUUUAAGUUAACUUUUUUUUUGGUUUUCCAUUUAAAAACGCUUUUAUGUUCGUUUUGAUGUGAAUGUUUAUUGAUAACGUCGAAAAGUGGAAAGUCAAUAGUGGAAAGUCAAUACAAUUAAAUAUGACGAACCUUAAUGUGUCGAGAAUGUUACGUGGAAGACUACGAUCGAAUACCUGCCGGAUAGUAUUGCUCACAUCACUCGUUUGGGUGAUAAUAGAUUUGAUAUUAAUUACAAAUUACUCGGAUUGUAUAAGCAGCGACGGAUGGCGGUGUAAACGGCCUGGCGAAUAUGAUGUUGAGUUACCUGCCGAAAGUCAACGCCUUGUCGAUGAAGACUCAAUUGUAGAUGAAGCUGAAAUAGAUACAGCGAAAAACCUCGACGGAGGUGUAUCAGUGCCAAUUACAUAUCGUAACAUACUUCUUCGAAAAUGGCGAAUGGCGCCAACAGUUCAAGAACAGGUUGGACAACCUGGAGAGUUAGGAAAACCUGUAAAAAUUCCAGCCGAGAUGAAAGGCUUAAUGAAAGAGAAAUUUAAAGAGAACCAAUUCAACCUGCUGGCCAGUGAUAUGAUGUCAUUGAAUCGUUCCCUGACUGACGUGCGACAUGAAAACUGCAAAAAGAAAUUAUAUCCAUCAAAACUUCCAACCACUUCCAUUGUGAUCGUAUUUCACAAUGAGGCAUGGACCACACUUUUGCGUACUGUAUGGAGUGUCAUUAAUCGUUCACCUAGGUCACUGCUCAAAGAGGUUAUCUUAGUGGAUGAUGCUAGUGAGAGAGAUUACUUGGGCAAGAAACUAGAAGAUUAUGUGGCGACACUGCCAGUACGAACGUUUGUACUGCGUACCGAAAAGCGUUCUGGUUUAAUCAGAGCACGACUGUUGGGUGCAAAACAUGUAACGGGUGAAGUUAUUACAUUCUUAGAUGCACAUUGUGAAUGCACAGAAGGUUGGCUUGAACCACUUCUUGCGCGUAUUGUACAAAAUAGAAGAACCGUAGUUUGUCCAAUUAUUGAUGUGAUAUCAGAUGAAACUUUUGAAUAUGUCACAGCAUCCGAUCAGACGUGGGGUGGCUUUAAUUGGAAGCUUAAUUUUAGAUGGUAUCGAGUUCCUCAACGUGAAAUGGAGCGACGCAAUAAUGACAGAACAGCUCCACUUCGAACGCCCACCAUGGCUGGUGGUCUCUUCUCAAUAGACAAACAAUAUUUCUAUGAAAUUGGUUCAUACGACGAGGGUAUGGAUAUUUGGGGUGGUGAAAAUCUUGAAAUGUCCUUCAGAAUAUGGCAAUGUGGUGGAAUUUUAGAAAUAAUUCCUUGUUCGCAUGUGGGACAUGUAUUCCGUGAUAAAUCACCGUACACAUUCCCAGGUGGUGUUGCGAAAAUCGUUUUGCAUAAUGCCGCCCGAGUGGCUGAAGUAUGGUUGGACGAAUGGAGAGAUUUUUACUAUGCAAUGAGCACAGGCGCUAGAAAAGCUUCAGCUGGUGAUGUAAGCGAAAGAAAAGCCCUACGUGAACGACUGAAGUGUAAGAGCUUUAAAUGGUAUUUGGAACACGUUUAUCCAGAAAGUUUAAUGCCACUGGAUUACUACUAUUUAGGAGAGAUUCGCAAUGCUGAAACUGAAACCUGUCUUGAUACGAUGGGUCGUAAGUACAAUGAAAAUAUCGGUAUAAGUUACUGCCAUGGAUUGGGUGGAAAUCAAGUGUUUGCCUACACAAAACGUCAACAAUUGAUGUCCGAUGAUCUUUGCCUAGAUGCAUCUAGUGCCACUGGACCAGUGAAAAUGAUCCGAUGCCACAAUAUGGGAGGCAAUCAAGAAUGGGUCUACGAUGAAGAUGACAAGUCAAUUCGACACUCGAAUACAGGUAAUUGCUUGCAGCGAGCACCUCGUAGUGAUGCCAGCACACCACUAUUACGACCUUGUGAUUACUCAAAAGGCCAACAAUGGCUGAUGGAAUCCAAAUUUAAAUGGCAAGCCCAUUAAAAAAAAACACACAAAAAACAAGAACUAGGAUGAGUUUAGAAUUUUUAAAUUAACUUUUUUUUGUUUAAUUUGUUUUUGUUUAUUUUAUUAUUUUUUUCUUUAUUUAGUAAAUAUAAAUACUAAUUUAAUAUGUUUUUUUACUAAAAAAAAAAAAAACAAACUCAUCAUCAGUCGAAUCAGAAUUGUAAUUAAGUCUUCCUAAAACAUAAAAAAAAAACAUUUCCAUUUAUGUAUGUAUUAAUCGAACUUCGGAUGUUAUAACAAAAUUAGUUUUAAAAAAGCUGUAAAAAAAACGAUUUUUGUUUUAAUCUUAUAUUUACUUGUGUCAUAACUCAAUUCGCAUUUUAUUUCGAUUUUAUUAAACAAAAAAAAAACGUAAUCCAAGUAAUUUUGUUACUCUUAAAAGAACUUUAAAGAAAAGUUUUUCUCUUUUUUUUUUAAUUUUAUAUAAAAUAUAUGGUUGUAUUGUACAGUAACAAUAGCGUGAAUUCCACUUUUGAAAGAGGAAAAUGAGAAAGUAUGUGUAUGUGUAAUCGACAAAAAUUAAAUGAAACAAGAUUUUGAAAAACAUAAACAAAAUGAACUAACGAUUCUCCGAAAAGUAAUAUGGUAAGCUCCUAAAUGACCAGCAAGAUGAGAUUCCUUUAGGUAUAAUAAAUCAAUUCAAACUUGAUCUUAAGAGCAAUUCAAUUAAAGUUCGUUUCUUAAAUUAAUCCGCUUUGGUUUUAUGUGAAAGAUUAAUUUGUCAAUUUUUGUCAUUUAAUAAAAUUAAUUUUUCAAGUAUGUAAUAAAAUUCAUUAGAACUUUUGAAGUCUCAUAGGUCUCCUAUUUGAAUUUAAGAAAAACUCAGUAACCCUCUGGAUUUAAUAAUGCUGUUCUUAAUCGAAUCGAAAAGUUUAAAUGCAUUAACCAUAUCCAGUCACAUAGUUAAAAUCAACCCAAUAAAAAAUAAGAUUGAAUCAGUUUUGAAAUUUCAUAUUUGAUAAUGCCUUGCAGAAGAAUUAAAUUGUUUUUCAUUGUCAUCUUGCUGGUAAAUAAAAUUCAUAACCAAUAUUACUUUUCAUAUCAUGCUGAGAAUCUAAAUUUAACAAUAAUUAAAAAAAAAACAUAAAUAUUAUUAAAUCGCAUAUCAUUAUAAUAUAUAAUAUUUUUUAAAUGUACAAUUUAAAUUAAAUUUGGUGCAAUCUACAAGUAAAAUAAAAACAAUAAAAAGCGAAUAGUGUAAAUAUAUUAUAUUAUAUAGAUGUUAUAAGUAAAGUAGAUUUUAAAUCAAAUCAAGUGAAUGUGUGAGCAUUUUAAUUUUUUUUUUUUUAUACAUAAGCAUAGUUUUAUUAGAUCUUUAAAAAUCAUAUACGCUUUAAAAAUCAAGCAAAUAAUUUGUUUAGACUGUCAUUUUUUAUCCCUGUCAUGAAAAAAAAAACAAUAGAUCAGCCAAAAUUGUACAUAUAUAAUUCUCUACAAACAUCACUCAAGUUUGGACUCCGUUGCUCGUCAAAUAUUCUAAUAUUCUAAAUUGCAUCUCCUUGCAUUCAGUCCCACUACACGACGGACACAUUAAGAAAAGAGCAGCAGUAGGAAGCAGUUUUGUUUUCUUUCACUGUUCGCUUCUUAAGUUGUUGUAAGCGACCUGUGCAACAGCGCCUGUUUUAACUAUAGACUGAAUAAGAUAAUUUCCCAAAUGAUCUCAUUUCAAAAGUCAAAUCGUAUAGGAAAUUGGCAUUCGAAAUUUGAUAAUUUUCGAAAUUACCGUUUAUUAAAACAGACUAUCACUACCCAAUUGACGUUAGGAAUAUGUGAAUUUAAAUUGGCAUUAGACAUUAUCACUAUAUGAGGCACAUUUAGAUAAGAAAUAUGGCUAUCAUUGACUUAUGAAAAGAAAGAGAAAAAUCUGAUUAAGUGUAGUAGGCAUUCUGAUGCCCAAAGUUAUACCAUAACACUCACCGUGUUAAGUCCUUCUUAAAGAUGAAGAUAAACAUAGACUGAUAGUCUAGAUAGUCUUCUAUCUGAUUAAGAAUAAGGCUUUCAGUCCAGCUUCGCAUACAUAUGAACUAGCUUUACCAUACUUCCACCAAAACUUAUAUGACUAUAGUUUUACGCCAAGCGUCCGAAAGCAUACAGAAGUCUUCUAAAAGUGUUUCAUUGGGCACGUUCAGAAAGCGUUAGGGACCUAAUAUUUGGUCAACGUCAUUUUCUGAACGGACGAGUAAAUCGAGUUAGGUAGAUUUUUCUUGUCUAACUUUCCAAUAAAAUUUCCUAAAUUGGAAAGAUUGUAUUUGAUAGCUAACCAAUCAGAAAGCCGAAAUUUACCUAAAUAUUUAGUUUCUAUACCUGCCCAUUAGGGUGUCCGUUAUUUCCCAAAGUUAUGUUUUCGGGGGAGACACCCCCCAGAUCGAAAGCUUAGGACCUAAAUAAGGAGAAUUUAGGAAAAAAAAUUUUUAGAGGUCAUUAACCCGUGGAGAUCCCAAACGGACCAAGCUUAUUUAAGAGGAUAGUUAAAAAUAAAAAAAAUUAAUAAACUAAGAACCACAAAUAAAUAGAGAUGAAUUAAAUAGCUAAAACACAAGCCAUACGACUUGGUGGUAGCACCUUAAAGUAGUUGUUCUGUUCAAAUGUAACAAUAGCUUUUUGGUUGUUUUCGAAAGACAAUUAAAUAAUCAUCUGAUUUGUGAAUUGUGGAUCGGAUUGCUCAACGAAAGCCAAAGUUGAAAUAUUUUAUAUUCAAUAUUAUUUCCUGUUGCACGAAAAUGACUGUUAUAUUAUAUAUUUGAACUUCAGGCUUAAUUUCUUGUUGCAAUCGCAAAUUAAUUUUGAUUUUAUUUUAUUUACCAACUGAAAUAUAAAAUUUAAGAACUCAAUGAAAUGUUUCAUUGGAUUUCUGAAUGAGUGUACUCCGAGUGAAAUUUUUGAAUUAUGAAAGAAAAAUAAAUAUUUCAAAGCUACAUUCAAAGCGAAAUUGUAGAGCGGCUGUUCUUCAAUUGCAGUACCUAAAUUUUUUUUGUGAUAAGAAAAAUCAAUCAACAAUGUGAAGCAGUAUUUCAGUCAAAUAAAGGUUGCAGACCGAUAAUGCAUCCUUGUGGAUGAAUACUUGCAGUUUUCAUAAAAUGCUAAGGGUAAACAAUAGUUUAAGUAUAAAUUGGAUCUACUCUUCUAUUUUAAUGAAUGAUUCAAAUUUCUCUUUUUCAAAAAUGCACUGGAAAUGAAACCACCGAGGCACUUUUUCAGCACGAGGUACAGGGGUGAGAUUCUGUUUGUUUGCUGUUUGCUUCAUAUAACUUGAAAAAUGAAAACAUUUGUUCUGAAUUCCUCGCAAAUUUUCUUUCGUUUUUCAAAAACCAAUGAUCGUUGUCGUUUCGAUUUUAUAGAAUCUGGCCCCAUCUGCUUCACUCAGAGAGACGGUUCCAAUGAUAAAUGCAAAGUCUUAUUUAAUUGAACUCUUUUACUGAUUAAUUAUUCCUAUCGUGACCUUUCUUGAAUCAAUAAAUCCAAGCCCACUUAAAAUUGAUUUUAUUUUUUAUUGAUGAUUUUUACAUUCCAAGGAUUGGUUGUUUGUUUUAAGCUCGGUUUGUUAUUUAUCACUGAUCUUUCUUAGUAGGAAACGACACGGUGUUAGUUCUAAGAGAAGUAAAUCCCUAAAAAAAUAAAUCAAAUUCAACUUUUUCGAUCAACUCAACUUGUAAGAUCAAAAAUAAAUUGAUUUUUUUACCAAUGGAAAAGGAACACAAAUAAGUUUCCACCCUUAAAUAAUGAAACAUUUAAUGGACUUCGAAUACUGAGGUUCUAAUGAGUAGUGGAGUCUGGAGUGUAUUCCUUAUGGAACUCUUUUUAUAUUAAAUUUGUAAAGAAGUUCAACAAUGCGCAACAUCCAAGUUGUACUUUCUUAACUUUUUAAUAAAUACUCCAAUUCAAAUUCAUACAAAAACCUCGAUAGAAAGCGGAAAGUAUCUUAAAUCAGUUUUAGACUUCAUUCAAUAAGAAUCAAUGAGAAAUUUUCAUCUUACGUCCAAAAUUAAAAAUUCUUCAAAAAAUAAGAAAUUAUGUCAACAGAAUAUAAUUUUUCUAUACGUUUUUUUUUUUUUAAUUAUACAUUUACAAUUGUUAAAAACCUGAAAAGGCUAAGUUCACUCAAUAUGUUUUAACUCGUACAAAUCUUUAAAAAUAUAUACUUAAGAUGGAAUUUUUGAACAACAAAAAAGUACCUACUGUUACCAAUCAGCUAUUGAAAACACUUAUUGCUUCCUAAAAAUGUCUUGUUUUGAUCUGGAAAAUAUUGAAAAUGUUUUAAUAUACUUUACUUUUCUGUCGAGAGAUAUUUAUGGCUAUCGAUCGUUGACCAAUUUCCAUAAUAUUAACAAAACAAAAAUAAUGACCGCAUCCGUUCGGAAUUCAUGAUAGGGUGUAACUGUGAAAAAAAAUCGGAAAUAUCCAUUUAUCAUCAUUAGUUUAUAAGAACUACAAACAAAACAAAAAAUUACUGAACAAAUAACAUCAAUAAAAUCACACACAAAAUUUAUCUAGAUAAUUAUGUAAAUAUGAUUUAGUGAAGAAACGGACACCGAUUCUAAUUUAUAGAUUUGGUGUCUAGCACAAAAAUUAUGUAAGAAAUUCAAAAUGAUGACAAAAAUAUUUUAUAAUUUAAAUAAAAAAUACAUCGUUACACACUACUGUAUAUAUACAUAAUAUUAGUGUGUUUUGUGUAAAAAAAAAAGAAUCUUAAACAUUUUAUAGGGUCCUACAAGAUUUUUUUUUUAUAAUAAAUAAGAAAAUGUUUAAAAUUAAUAAAAAAAAAACUAAAUCUGUGUGUAUCUUCUUUUUUCUCAUAUUGACUACAACGUGUGAAUGCGAUAAUUCUAAAUUUAAUUUUUUAUUUUUAUUUCAAAUUUUAACAAAAAAGCAAACAGAAAGAAAUCUAUUAAACUUAAUGUUAAAACACAACAAAAACUAACUGGAAACAAGAAUAACAAAAAAAAAAUGUAAAACCUCAGAUAUCCUUUGUAUACUUUUUUACAGGCUUUUUGCAUUUAAAGUGAAUACAGUAGAGUAUUAAGUACAUGUUUAAUAGUAACAAAUAUAAAACAUAUUAUAAAUAAAUAAAAAAAGAAAAUUAGAUAAAUAAAUAUUAUUCGUAGGUAAUUUGUAAAACAAACAUAAGUAUCUAGAGGUGAUGGUGCAAUUUAUUUUCUUAAUUUCAACAUUCUGUCCUAAAGUUUUUUUUUGUUUUAAUAUAGAAUACAUUUUAAGUUGCUCGAGUAAAAUAUAUACCUUAACAAAUUAAUUAUGUAAUUCAAAAAUUAUUUAAAUUUUUUGAUGAAAUUAAACUAUUUUUUACGAAAUUUUACAUUUACAAUCCAACUCAAGUUCUUUAUUCUUUUUAGUUAGAUAAAUAAAUAAAAUAACAGCAAUAAUAGAAUUAUUAUUUUCAUAUAUAAAAAAAAAAUAUUUAUUACUUUUAAGUAUAACAAUUCAUCAACAUUCAUUUAAAGUUGGAAGUCGAUUUAAG
Messenger RNA from Episyrphus balteatus (marmalade hoverfly), 8536 nucleotides. RefSeq names its product polypeptide N-acetylgalactosaminyltransferase 5 (gene Pgant5). Bases 1123 to 3039 code for a protein of 638 amino acids. Gene Ontology annotation, cellular component: Golgi apparatus. The record is from RefSeq and is a predicted model, not a curated record. The transcript has 12 exons. Lineage: Eukaryota; Metazoa; Arthropoda; Insecta; Diptera; Syrphidae.